GCGGUGGCGGCGCGCGCCGGGGCCGCCCCUCAUCCCCCGCCAUGGCCGCCCCGCCGCAGCCCAAGAAGGUCGUGGCCCCCACCGUGUCGCAGAUCAACGCCGAGUUCGUCACCCAGCUGGCGUGCGAGUACUGGGCUCCGCACAUCAAGAAGAAAUCCCCCUUCGACUCCAAGGUCAUCGAAGACAUAUACGAGAGAGAGAUUGUCAAGUCACGGUUUGCCAUUAGGAAGAUCAUGCUUCUGGAGUUUAGCCAGUACCUGGAAAACUACCUGUGGCUCAACUACUCCCCGGAGGUGUCCAGCAAGGCCUAUUUCAUGUCCAUCUGCUGCAUGGUGAACGAGAAGUUCAGGGAGAACGUCCCCGCCUGGGAGACUUUCAAGAGAAAGCCGGAGCACUUUCCCUUCUUCUUCAAGCGCAUCCUGGGGGCCCUGCUGGCCGACGGGGCCGAGGAGCCCUCCCUGCCCGAGCAGACCAUCCUCCUGCUCUUCCUCGAUCACUGCUUCAACAGCCUGGAAGUGGAUCUGAUCCGGAACCAGGUGCAGCAGCUCAUCUCUCUCCCGAUGUGGCUGGGGCUUCAGCCCGCCCGGUUGGAACUGGAACUGAAAAAGACCCCCAAGCUGAAGAAGUUCUGGAAUUUGAUCCGGAAGAAUGAUGAGAAAAUGGAUCCGAAGCUCCGGGAAGAGGCCCAUCAGGAGCGGCGGUUCCUUUCCCAACUCAUCCAGAGGUUUAUCUCCGUGCUCAAAUCCAUUCCCCUCUCGGAGCCCGUGACCAUGGACAGAGUCCACUACUGUGAAAGGUUCAUCGAGCUCAUGAUCGACCUGGAGGCCUUGCUGCCCACCCGCCGCUGGUUCAACACUGUGCUGGACGACUCGCACCUGGUGGUUCACUGCUCCCUGUCCAACCUGGUCCGCAGGGAAGAGGACGGCCAUCUCUUCUCCCAGCUCCUGGACAUGCUGAGGUUCUACGCCGGCUUUGAAAUCAACGACCAGACGGGGAACGCCCUGACGGAGAACGAGAUGACGACGAUUCACUAUGACAGGAUCACCUCCCUGCAGCGGGCCGCCUUCGCCCACUUCCCGGAGCUCUACGACUUCGCCCUGUCCAACGUGGCGGCCGUGGACACCCGCGGGGCCCUGAUGAAGCUCUUCGUCCCCCUCGGUUCCAACACUCUCCACCGGGUGGCCUCCCACCUCUGCCUCCUGCCGCCCCUCGCGGACGGCCGGGACUCCGCCUUCGACAAGGAAUUCCUGCUGGAGCUGCUGGUGUCCCGCCACGAGCGGCGCAUCUCCCAGAUCCAGCAGCUCAACCAGAUGCCCCUCUACCCCACCGAGAAGAUCAUCUGGGACGAGAACAUCGUCCCCACCGAGUACUACUCGGGGGAAGGCUGCCUGGCCCUCCCCAAGCUGAACCUGCAGUUCCUGACCCUCCACGACUACCUGCUGCGGAACUUCAACCUCUUCCGCCUGGAGUCCACCUACGAGAUCAGACAGGACAUCGAGGACGGCGUCAGCCGCACGAAGCCCUGGCAGUCGGAGUACGGAGGGGUGGUGUUCGGCGGGUGGGCUCGGAUGGCCCAGCCCAUCGUGGCCUUCACCGUCGUGGAGGUGGCCAAGCCCAAGAUCGGGGAGAACUGGCCGGCCCGGGUGCGGGCGGACGUGACCGUCAACCUGAACGUCCGAGAUCACAUCAAGGACGAGUGGCAAGGUCUGCGCAAGCACGACGUCUGCUUCCUGAUCACCGUGCGCCCCACCAAGCCCUACGGCACCAAGUUUGACCGGAGGCGCCCCUUCGUGGAGCAGAUCGGCCUGGUCUACGUCCGAGGCUGCGAGAUCCAGGGCGUGCUGGACGACAAGGGCCGGGUCAUCGAGGACGGGCCGGAGCCCAAGCCCAGGCUGAGAGGAGACUCGAGAACCUUCCGGGUGUUCCUGGACCCCAACCAGUACCAGCAGGAUAUGACCAGGACGAUCCAGAACGGGGCCGAGGACGUGUACGAGACCUUCAACAUCAUCAUGCGCAGGAAGCCGAAGGAAAACAACUUCAAGGCCGUGCUGGAGACCAUCCGGGACCUGAUGAACACCGAGUGCGUGGUGCCCGACUGGCUGCACGACAUCAUCCUGGGCUACGGAGACCCCGGCAGCGCCCACUACUCCAAGAUGCCCAACCAGAUCGCCCGCCUGGACUUCAACGACACCUUCCUGUCCAUGGACCACCUCAGGGCCAGCUUCCCCGGCUACAACAUCGAAGUCACUACCGAGAACCCAGACCAACAGGUCCCACCUUUCAGGAUUACUUUCCCGGUGAAAAGCGGGAAAGGGAAGAAGCGGAAGGACGCCGACGGGGAAGGUGAUGGCAGCGAAGAAGCGCAGACUCUGAUCGUGGAGCCCCACGUUAUCCCCAAUCGAGGACCCUAUCCAUACAAUCAACCCAAACGCAACACGAUCCAGUUCACCCACACGCAGAUCGAGGCCAUCCGGGCUGGGAUGCAGCCGGGGCUGACCAUGGUGGUGGGGCCCCCCGGAACGGGCAAGACGGACGUGGCCGUCCAGAUCAUCUCCAACCUGUACCACAACUUCCCCGAGCAGAGGACGCUCAUCGUCACCCACUCCAACCAGGCCCUGAAUCAGCUGUUCGAGAAGAUCAUGGCCCUGGACGUCGACGAGCGCCACCUCUUGCGCCUCGGCCACGGCGAGGAGGAGCUGGAGACGGAGAAGGAUUUCAGCCGGUACGGGAGGGUGAACUACGUCCUGGCCCGGAGACUGGAGCUGCUGCGGGAGGUGGGGCGGCUGCAGGAGAGCCUGGGGGUCCCCGGAGACGUGUCGUACACCUGCGAGACCGCCGGCCACUUCUUCCUCUACCAGGUCAUGUCCCGCUGGGAGGAGUACAUGAGCAAAGUGAAGGGCAGGGGAGCCCGCGACAAGCCGGACGUGGCCGACGUCAGCCGCCUCUUCCCCUUCCACAAGUACUUCGCCAACGCGCCGCAGCCCGUCUUCCGCGGCGACUCGUACGCGGAGGACAUGGAGAUCGCCGAGGGCUGUUUCCGGCACCUCCGGAAGAUCUUCACUCAGCUCGAGGAGUUCCGAGCCUUCGAGCUGCUGCGGAGCGGCCUGGACCGAUCCAAGUAUCUGCUGGUGAAGGAAGCCAAGAUCAUCGCCAUGACCUGCACCCAUGCCGCCCUGAAGAGGCACGACCUGGUCGAGCUGGGGUUCAAGUAUGACAACAUCUUGAUGGAGGAGUCAGCCCAGAUCCUGGAGAUAGAGACUUUCAUCCCCCUCCUCCUGCAGAACCCGCAGGACGGGUUCAGCCGCCUGAAGCGCUGGAUCAUGAUCGGGGACCACCACCAGCUACCCCCGGUGGUCAAGAACAUGGCCUUCCAGAAAUAUUCCAACAUGGAACAGUCCCUGUUCACCCGCUUCGUCCGGGGCGGGGUGCCCACCGUCGACUUGGACGCCCAGGGGCGGGCCCGAGCCAGCCUGUGCAACCUGUACAACUGGCGCUACAAGAACCUGGGGAACCUGCCCCACGUGCAGCUGCUGCCCGAGUUCCGCACCGCCAACGCCGGCCUGCUCUACGACUUCCAGCUCAUCAACGUCGAGGACUUCCACGGGGUCGGGGAGUCGGAGCCCAAUCCCUAUUUUUACCAGAACCUCGGGGAGGCCGAGUACGUGGUGGCCCUGUUCAUGUACAUGUGUUUGCUGGGCUACCCCGCGGAUAAGAUCAGCAUCCUGACCACCUACAAUGGGCAGAAGCACCUGAUUCGGGACGUCAUCAAUCAGCGCUGCGGGAACAACCCCCUCAUCGGGCGCCCCAACAAGGUGACGACGGUGGACAGAUUUCAGGGGCAGCAGAACGAUUAUAUUCUCCUUUCCCUCGUGCGGACCAGGGCCGUGGGCCACCUGAGGGACGUCCGUCGCUUGGUGGUGGCCAUGUCGAGGGCCCGGCUCGGCCUGUACAUCUUCGCCCGAGUAGCCCUCUUCCAAAACUGCUUCGAGCUCACGCCGGCCUUCAGCCAGCUCACCGCCCGCCCCCUCCACCUUCACAUCGUGCCCACCGAGCGCUUCCCCACCGACAGGAAGAACGGAGCCCACCCUGCCCACCCCGUGCAGGUCGUCAAGGACACGCCCCAGAUGGCCAACUUCGUCUACAAUAUGUACCUCCACGUGGUUCGGAGUUCUCACUGCUAUCGCCAGACGCUCCCGCCCCCGCCCGCCCUGGUGGAGGACAGGGAACCGGCUCCCAGUCAGGAGGCCGGAACGGAGGCCGCAACGGAGACGGGCACGGAGGCCACGGCGGAGACGGGCACGGAGGCCAAGAUGGAGGCCACAGCGGAGACGGGCACGGAGGCCACAGCGGAGACGGGCACGGAGGCCAGAAAGGAAGCCGAGGCGGAGGCCGGGACGGGGGCCGGGACGGGGGCCGGAACGGAAGCCGAGACGGAGACCGGGACGGGGGCCGGAACGGAAGCCGGGCCGGAGAUCGAGACGGAGGCCGGAACGUCAGAGGUGGAGGGGGAGGCCGAGACAUCAGAGACUGGGGUGUCCGAGAAAGGGGGGGAGGAUGGGCCCUCCUCGGCCGAGGGCCCCCAGGAGGCCGGGAGAGCUCCCGGCGAGCCGGCCGCACGGUGAGACUGUGGCCCGGCGGCGGCGCCGCCAGCUUAAUGAUUAAUACCUGACGAGCCAGCUCAGAGGUUUACUUUUCAUAUGGCCGAGCACUGGGUUUUCGGCCGAUUAAACUUCUUUUCCGUUCCCGUUCC
Ornithorhynchus anatinus (platypus) is the source of this 4750-nucleotide messenger RNA. It is a transcript of the gene AQR, whose product is annotated as aquarius intron-binding spliceosomal factor. Gene Ontology annotation, biological process: mRNA splicing, via spliceosome. Bases 42 to 4622 code for a protein of 1526 amino acids. The record is from RefSeq and is a predicted model, not a curated record. Gene Ontology annotation, molecular function: helicase activity; mRNA binding. Gene Ontology annotation, cellular component: catalytic step 2 spliceosome. The transcript has 35 exons. NCBI's taxonomy places the organism in Eukaryota, Metazoa, Chordata, Mammalia, Monotremata, Ornithorhynchidae.